AUGGAGCAGCUGUUCGACGACCCGUUCGCGAGCAGCAUGUCGUCGCUGGAGGCGGACAUCUUCUCCGGCGGCGGCCAGCUGCCGUCCCCGUCGUGGCCGGACCUAGACCUCGAUGACGAUUUCCAUGAGCUGUCCGCGCCGGCGGCGAACGCGGCAAUGUCCUCGGGUUACUGCUCCGGCGGAUCCGGCUCCCACAGGAAGCUCAGCCACAACGCCUACGAGCGCGACCGCCGGAAGCAGCUCAACGAGCUCUACUCCUCGCUCCGCGCUCUCCUCCCCGACGCCGAUCACACUAAGAAGCUGAGCAUUCCGACGACGGUGUCGCGUGUGCUCAAGUACAUACCUGAGCUGCAGAAGCAGGUAGAGAAUCUGGAGAGGAAGAAGAAGGAGCUGACGAUGAAUAAUCCCAGCUGCAAGCAAGGAUUAUUGGGGAGCCAGAUGAGCGAGAGCGCACUCAGCACAGCUCCAAUCGUUUCAGCCACCUGCAUAGAUGACAUGGAGAUCAUGGUUCAGAUCAGCUUCUUGAGCAAUGUGGCGGGUUCAAUCCUUCCUCUUUCCAAGUGUAUCAAAGUACUGGAGAACGAAGGUCUUCACCUUAUCAGUUCAUCUACUUCCUCCGCAUUUGGGAACAGGACAUUCUAUAGCCUCCAUCUUCAGAGAAGCGAAGGAACGAUCAACCAGGAGUGCCCAGCAUUCUGUGAAAGGUUGGAGAAAGUAGUCAGGAACAAAGCACAGCUUAGAGCAAGGUUAAUAAUAUAGCCAAUAAGCUAGCUAUAAGAUUUCUUAUUUUCUUUUUUU
Oryza brachyantha (malo sina) is the source of this 798-nucleotide messenger RNA. Its product is annotated as protein IRON-RELATED TRANSCRIPTION FACTOR 2-like. The record is from RefSeq and is a predicted model, not a curated record. Gene Ontology annotation, cellular component: RNA polymerase II transcription regulator complex. Lineage: Eukaryota; Viridiplantae; Streptophyta; Magnoliopsida; Poales; Poaceae. Bases 1 to 759 code for a protein of 252 amino acids. The transcript is spliced from 3 exons. Gene Ontology annotation, molecular function: protein dimerization activity; RNA polymerase II transcription regulatory region sequence-specific DNA binding; DNA-binding transcription factor activity, RNA polymerase II-specific. Gene Ontology annotation, biological process: regulation of transcription by RNA polymerase II.